Didymodactylos carnosus is the source of this 1017-nucleotide messenger RNA. Lineage: Eukaryota; Metazoa; Rotifera; Eurotatoria; Philodinida; Philodinidae. The record is from the annotation of a GenBank genome assembly.
AUGACGUCUACAACAGCGGGAGAUGACCCUCUUGAUUUCAAUGAAAAACGUACAGUAUCCGCCGAGUCAACAGGUUCAGAAGAAGAUAAUAAUGAGUUAAUAACACCGCCGCCAACCUACGAUUGGGAAAACGAUAAAAGAAAAUCAGAAUUAUUUGAUGAUGGAACAAUGUCAUUUUUUUGGCGUGCUCAUACAUUGACUGUUUUAACAAUAUCAAUGGCUAUUUUAUUCUAUGUAGCUGUAUUUGAAAAAGAAACUCUUGACUCCAGUUAUAAUGCAAAACGGGGUUUAUUAGCUUGUUCUAUGUUUUUCCUGUUAUUCGGAGUUGUUAUCACUCCAGAUGGUCCGUUUAUUCGACCGCAUCCAGCUCAUAUCGAUCCUGAAUUGGGUAAACCAUUGCCAGAUAAAGAUUAUGGUGGAAGUUGUCGAAUUUAUGAUUGGGAAAAUUCAACCGAUCCGUUUUAUUCAUUCAGAGAUAAAAUGGAUGGUUUUGUAUUAUCUCAUUUUAUUGGUUGGUGGUUAAAAACGUUGAUAUUACGUGAUUUUUGGUUAUGUUGGGUAACAUCAGUUGGUUUUGAAGUAUUAGAAUAUUCAUUAGAACAUCAAUUACCAAAUUUUAGCGAAUGUUGGUGGGAUCACGUCUAUGCGUUAAUAUGUAAUGGUGGUGGUAUAUAUUUGGGGAUGAAAACAUGUGAAUAUUUAAAAAUGAAGCCAUACAAUUGGAGAGGACUAUGGAAAAUACCAACUGUUAGGGGUAAAAUAAUGCGGGUAUUAGGACAAUUUACUCCACAUGACUGGCUAGAAUUUUCAUGGCGUCCACAAUCAUCAUUAAAACGUUGGGGUGGCAUGUUAUGCAUAAUAAUAAUGCUAUUUCUAGCUGAACUGGGCACAUUUUACUUGAAAUUUAUUCUUUGGAUACCACCGCCUCAUCUUCUGUGUGUGGGAAGAUUAUUAUUCUUUUUAUUAGCGGGCAGUGUGGCUAUGAGAGAAUUAUUUGAAUAUAUGGAUAACCCGUAA